Messenger RNA from Spinacia oleracea (spinach), 2579 nucleotides. RefSeq names its product 65-kDa microtubule-associated protein 3. Gene Ontology annotation, biological process: microtubule cytoskeleton organization. The coding region runs from base 342 to 2459 and encodes 705 amino acids. The record is from RefSeq and is a predicted model, not a curated record. Gene Ontology annotation, cellular component: spindle; cytoplasm. The transcript is spliced from 13 exons. NCBI's taxonomy places the organism in Eukaryota, Viridiplantae, Streptophyta, Magnoliopsida, Caryophyllales, Amaranthaceae. Gene Ontology annotation, molecular function: microtubule binding.
ACAUUAAUUUUCCCUCCCUAAACUUUCUUAAACCCAAAAAAAAAACGUAAAUACGGGGUAUAACGGAAACCUCUUACCUCUGCGUUCCUAUUUCCUUUCUAAUAUUCUAACGGCUCUUCUCUCCAUCCCCCUUUCUCUGUCCUACCAUUACUGCAUUUCUAGUAGCUUAAAUCACUACUUAAAAUUUACAUUUUCCAAAAAUUAGGGUUUCAUCAAAACCCUAAAAAUUCGCUGAAAAUCCUCAAUCGAAUUUCUUCAAAGUUCAACGUUGACGUCUCACAAUCACAGAAAAUUGGGCCUUUUAAUCAAUAGAUAUUCGGAAAAGUAGCGUGUUUCUUAGAAUGGAAACCACUUGCGAAUCUCUUCUCUUUGAAUUGAAGGAAAUAUGGGAUGAAAUGGGAGAAGAUGAAAGUGGAAGGGACACUAUGCUUUUGGAAAUUGAGCAAGAGUGUUUGGAGGUAUAUACCAGAAAGGUUGAUCAAGCAUACAAGUGCAGGGCUCAGUUACGUCAAGCAAUCGCUGACGCGGAUGCAGAGCUUGCACAGAUUUGUUCUUCCAUGGGUGAAAGACCCAUCAAUAUAAGGCAGCCUGAUCAGAAAGAUCUUGGCUUAAAGGAAGAAUUGAACAUGAUCAUUCCUUUUCUGGAGGAAAUGAGGAAGAGAAAGAGUGACAGAAAACAGCAAUUUGUUGAAGUUCUUGAUCAAAUCAGCAUCAUCUCGACCGAGAUUUAUAGGUCUGCGGCUGAUAAUGUUUGCCAUAGGGCUGUGGAUGAGAAUGAUUUGAGUUUGAAGAGACUAGAAGAUCUGCACUCCCAGCUUCUUGGACUGCAGAAAGAGAAGAGUGACCGUCUGAAGCAGGUUCUUGACAACUUGAAUACUUUGAAUUCCUUGUGCAUGGUACUUGGCAUGGACUUCAAGGACCAGAUACGUGACAUACAUCCUACUCUUGAUGAAUCUAAAGGGUCCAAAAACAUUAGCGAUGAGACAAUUCAAAGGCUAUCUACUGCCAGACACAACUUGAGAGAAAACAAGAUACAAAGGCUACAAAAGCUUCAAUAUCUUGCUAGUACGAUGUUGGAGUUAUGGAACUUGAUGGAUACUCCACAAGAUGAGCAGCAUAUGUUUCAUAAUGUAACCUCUAAGAUAGCUGCUUCAGAACCUGAAAUUACUGAGCCCAACUGUCUUUCCAUGGAUUUCAUCAACUAUGUCGAGGCUGAAGUGAAAAGGCUUGAAAAUUUGAAAUCGAGCAAAAUGAAGGAACUUAUUCUGAAAAAGAAGUCUGAAUUGGAGGAGAUUUGCCGGCAAGCACAUAUGGUCGUAGAAUCACAUAGUCUGAAGCAUUUUGCAGUUGAAGCUAUAGAUUCCGGAGCCAUUGACCUUUCCUAUAUGCUAGAACAAAUGGAACUUCAAAUCUCAAACGCCAAGGAAGAAGCUUUUAGCAGGAAGGAUGUACUCGAAAGACUUGAGAAAUGGAAGGCUGCAUGUGAAGAGGAAUGUUGGCUAGAAGAAUACAGUAGGGAUGAAUGCCGUUAUUAUGGUGGAAGAGGCGGACAUCUGAGUUUGAAGCGUGCUGAAAAGGCUCGUAUACUGGUCAACAAAAUUCCUGCAAUGGUAGAGACCUUGACUUCAAAAAUCCAGGCAUGGGAGGAAGAAAGAGAAGCAGAGUUCUUUUAUGACGGGGUUCAGCUACUCUCUAUGCUUGAAGAUUACAGCAUGUUACGGCAAGAGAAGGAGAAAGAGCGUCAGAGACAAAGAGAUCAAAAGAAACUUCAGGGAAGACUUCUAGCAGAGAAGGAGGCACUUUUCGGUUCAAAACCAAGUCCAACAAAGAGUGUUAAGAAGGCUCCUAGAUAUUCAAUGGCUGGUGCAACUGCUGCUGUUAACAGGAGAUACUCUGUUAGUGGCCCAAUGUUGCAAAGACAAAACUUAAAACCUGAAAGAAGUGCUCUUCAUUCACACCCUAUCAAAAAAUUAGCCCAAUUUCAAGAUGGAGGCAAGAGAAACAACACACCUUCUGGUCAACUACACAAGAAGCAGGCCAAAGCCACAAAUCCAAAUGAUCUCGGGUCACCAAAGAGACGCAAGCCUUUUACUCUCAUUCGAGGUCCUGUUACUGCCACUGUCCACCCAAAUAAUACUCCAGAAAAACAGAAUAGGACACCACCAAAAACACUUUCUGCUGGAAAUACUCCAAUUAGCACGCCAACCAAGUUAAAAUCUGAUGGGAAAGGAGAAAAUGGGAGCACUCCAAAGAAGCUAGCAACUCCUGUGAAAGUCAGUCCAUCAACGCUGUCAAACAAGUCUGCUUCUCCCUACACUCCUGCUUCUGUUAGAGUUCAAGAUGUUGCAAAAGAUGGCGACUUUGAGUAUUCCUUUGAAGAAAUCAGAGCUGGCUAUGUCCUGCCUCAGAGGACGCUAAAAUCUGCAUUGCAAUUUCUAGAAGCUUCACCAGUUUUUUAGUUGAUUAUCAAAUGAUUUUGAUACUUAUAAUAAUAAUAGUAGGUAAGGAGGUUUUCUGAAUAGUGUGCAUGGUCAAUGCUAAAACUAUGUUAUCUGCUAUAGAAAUUUGACAGAUAUGUA